GUACCGGAAGCCCCAAUGAUCGCACUAGACUGAUCAAUUCUGCCCGAAACAAGCUUCGGGUCGGACCGUUUGGCCUCCUACAUAACAUCUGUUGCAUUACCGGAUGCGAUAGGUGGAGAAAUCCCCCCACUAGUCCCUCAUAUUAGUUACAUACUGACUCCAGGUAACGAUCCCAAGUCCCAACCUGGCAAAGGAGACCUAUUGCAUCCCCCGCACUGCAAUCUAGAAGAUCGGCAAGAACUGUGACACUGCAUAUGCGACUUCUAGAGGCGUCCUCAACACUUCGGCUGAAUAAAAAUAUAACGAUGAGCAAUAGUGCUUUGAAUACCAUCCUUCCUCAACGACAGCAGAUCCCGCAAUGCUGCUCCCAAGGUAUAUUGCGUUCUUCCUGAUAAAUUUUGUCAUCAGGUGUGAAGCCAAGACUUUAUGGUCCUAUUCGCCCGCAUCUUCAGAGGACAUCAUCAGAACCGCGUACCCAGUUGGAAAUGGAGUUCUCGGGGCUAUGGCAUUCGGUCCAGCUGGUGCAGAGAAGUUGGUGCUUAAUAUCGACAGCCUCUGGUCUGGUGGCCCAUUCGAAAAUUCGAGCUACAGAGGUGGAAACCCGAGUAGUCCGGUCUCUAGCUCUCUUGAUGGCAUUCGCGAUUGGAUCUUCCAGAACGGGACCGGAAAUGUGUCACAACUGCUCGGCUCCAACGAGAUGUAUGGCUCAUACCGCGUUCUUGGUAAUUUUUCCAUCGAGAUUGCCGGUGUAUCAGAUGCGACAUCUUCUUACCAUCGACAAUUGGAUCUAAAGAAUGGAUUACAUGCAACUACUUUCCUGGCUGAUGGGGCGUCGUUUAGUACGACUGCGUAUUGCUCGUUCCCUGACCAGGUUUGUGUAUAUGAUGUAACGUCUGACCAUGAUCUACCUAGUAUCACAGUCUGGCUCGAAAACCAGAAAGUGGAUUCAGCACUGAACAAGCAGAGUUGUGGUAAUGCAUAUGUUCGCAUGCGAGGCGUCACCCAGAUCGGGCCUCCUCUUGGUAUGCGAUACGAUGCGAUUGCUCGUGCGAUUGGCGAUGCUAAUUCAUCUUGUGACCCGGAUACUGGGUACUUAACAUUACAUCCUAGCAUCGGUUCAAAGCAGGCGACAUUUGUUGUUGGGGCUGACACUGAUUUUGAUCAAGAGAAGGGCACAUCAGUGUUUGGUUAUAGUUUCAGGGGGGCCAACCCAGGUUAUUCAGUUAGGAGACUUACAGAUACUGCCGCACGUAAAACUGCCGCAACACUUCUUGAAGCACAUAUAGGUGACUACCAGAACCUAGCUGGGAGAUUCGUGCUCGAUCUACCUGACCCUUUGGAAUCUGCCGCAUUGGAGACGUCCGAACUUUUCGAACGAUACAGCUCGUCGAAUACUACUGGCGAUCCAUUCCUCGAAAGUCUGCUCUUCGACUUCUCUCGUCAUCUCUUCAUCAGUGCCUCACGUGAGAACUCGUUGCCACCAAAUCUACAAGGACGAUGGAGUGAGGAGCUUGGCGCCGCGUGGUCUGGUGAUUACCACUCAAACAUCAAUCUCCAAAUGAAUCAUUGGAACGCAGAUCAAACCGGUCUUGGUGAGCUGCAAGCUGCGUUGUGGAACUACAUGGAGCAGAAUUGGGUACCUCGCGGUACUCAAACCGCCAAACUGCUGUAUGGUGCACCGGGAUGGGUUGUGCAUGAUGAGAUGAACAUCUUCGGGCAUACAGGCAUGAAGAGUGAUGCCCAGUGGGCGAAUUAUCCCAUAGCAGCCGCAUGGAUGAUGCAGCACGUAUGGGACAACUUCGAGUACUCUUCGGAUAUUAGUUGGCUGCGUGAUCAAGGCUAUCCUCUACUGAAGGGUGUAGCCCAAUUCUGGCUUUCCCAGUUGAUGAAAGACAAAUACACGAACGACAAUACUAUCGUCGUCGCACCAUGCAAUAGCGCCGAGCAUGGUCCUACGACUUUCGGGUGUGCUCACUAUCAGCAGCUCAUCUAUCAAGUCUUCGAAUCCAUUCUAUCCAGCAAUGCCUUGAUUGGAGACACUGACACGUCUUUCAUCACUAACGUAAGCAGAACACUCGAGAAACUAGACAAAGGCAUCCACAUCGGCUCCUUUAACCAAAUCAAAGAAUGGAAACUCCCGGACUCAUACGGCUACGACUUCCCGAAUGAUACGCACCGCCAUCUCAGCGAUCUCGUCGGCUGGUAUCCCGGCUACUCCAUAUCCUCGUACGAGAACGCCUACACCAACAGCACCCUCCAAGAAGCCGUUACUACCAAACUAUACAGCCGCGGCAACGGCAAUGCCGCUGACGGAAAUGCCGCCUGGGCAAAAGUAUGGCGCUCGGCUUGUUGGGGACGACUGAAUAAUACAGAGCGCGCAUACUACGAGUUGAAAUAUGCGAUUGAGCAGAACUUUGCGCCGAACGGUUUGAGUAUGUAUUCGGGGAGAUAUCCGCCCUUCCAGAUCGAUGCGAACUAUGGGCUGGGUGGGGCAGUGUUGAGUAUGCUUAUGGUUGAUUUACCGCAAAGGCACGGGGAACUUGGGGUUCGGACGGUAGUGCUUGGGCCUGCGAUACCUGUUUCGUGGGUUGGUGGGUCGGUGAAGGGGCUCAGGUUGAGAGGGGGCGGACAAGUUGAUUUUGACUGGGACAACGAGGGAAUUGUGAGGUCUGCGGUGGUGACUGGUAGGGAGAAGCCCCUGAGAGUAGUGAACAAGAUUGGUGAUGUGGUCGUGGCUUAGCUCGGAUACGAGGAAGAAGUGUUGCUAGUGACUCUCAAUUGACAUGAAUCUCAAGACUCUUUUGAUCGAUUUACG
Messenger RNA from Pseudovirgaria hyperparasitica, 2815 nucleotides. RefSeq names its product glycoside hydrolase family 95 protein-like protein. Gene Ontology annotation, biological process: carbohydrate metabolic process. Lineage: Eukaryota; Fungi; Ascomycota; Dothideomycetes; Acrospermales; Acrospermaceae. Bases 359 to 2740 code for a protein of 793 amino acids. The record is from RefSeq and is a predicted model, not a curated record. Gene Ontology annotation, molecular function: alpha-L-fucosidase activity. The transcript has 4 exons.